Messenger RNA from Monosiga brevicollis MX1, 642 nucleotides. RefSeq lists its product as uncharacterized. Gene Ontology annotation, molecular function: N-acetylglucosamine-6-phosphate deacetylase activity. Bases 1 to 642 code for a protein of 213 amino acids. Gene Ontology annotation, biological process: N-acetylglucosamine catabolic process. The transcript has 3 exons. The record is from RefSeq and is a predicted model, not a curated record. NCBI's taxonomy places the organism in Eukaryota, Choanoflagellata, Craspedida, Salpingoecidae.
AUGACGACCGAGUCGCCCCGAGCGACGGGUCAGGUUGUGCGCUUGACCAACGGGCAGUUGUAUACGGCUGAUGGAUUUGUUCGUGAGGAUCUUUGGAUCGAGAAUGGGCGCAUCGUCAACCCAACCGAGCUCUUCUUUGCCGAACGGCGACAGCUCCCUCGACAGGCAGGAGAUGCCCACGGCGCUGCUGUAUUGGGCGUUCACAUUGAAGGCCCCUUUAUCCAUCCCGAAAAAAAGGGUGCACACCCUGAACAAUGGAUCCGUAGCUCCAACCUUUCCAUCGCUGACGUCGAAGCCGUUUACGGCUCCUUGGACAAUGUGGCCUACGUCACCAUGGCUCCUGAGCUUGAAAACGCCGUCGAUGUCACCCGGGAGCUUGUGCGUCGAGGCGUUCGCGUCAGCCUGGGUCACACUCACUCCAAUCUUGAAGAAGCACACACUGCAAUUCUCGCCGGCGCCAGCUGUCUCACACAUCUCUUCAAUGCCAUGACCGGCUUUCACCAUCGUAACCCCGGAGUCAUCGGCCUGCUCCCUUACGCUGCCGAAGAUCGCUUCACCAUGUAUUAUGGCCUCAUUGUCGAUGGCUAUCACACGCACGAUGCCAGUAUUCGCCUGGCCCAUGCCAUGCACCCUCGCGGUUAG